UUCUUAAGCAAAAAAAAAAAAAAAAAAAAAAAAAAAAAAAAAAAAAACAGAGAGAGACCCAAAUUCACAUUUUUCAUUUUUCACAUCUUGGUUUGCAUAAAAGAUUGUUUUUUAUUAAUCAAUGGGGUGAUUUUUCUUGUAAAGAUUGGAUUUUUAAUCCUUCUUGGGUUAUUUGGAGAUGAUGGGUGUUUCUAUUUAUAGAAGGAUGUAGCUGGACAAUAAUUUUCUUGAAUCUUGAUUAAUAAAGUUGUGAACUUUAACAUGGAUUUUGAUUUUUAAGGGUGGUAAUUAGAUGGGGUUAAUUGUUCUUGGAUUUCUUGGGGGCUGUUUGGCUAAUCUAAGUUGGUGAAAAUUUGAGAAAAUUAAUUAUAAAAUUGUUGUUUGUGAAAUUUAUUGAAGUGGGGUUGUUGGUAUCACCAUGGAUCAUGUUGUGGGUGGGAAGUUUAAACUUGGAAGGAAAAUUGGUAGUGGUUCUUUUGGUGAACUUUAUUUAGGUGUGAAUAUACAAAAUGGAGAAGAAGUUGCCAUUAAGCUGGAAUCUGUCAAGACAAAGCACCCUCAACUUCAUUACGAGUCAAAAAUAUAUAUGCUUCUCCAAGGAGGAACCGGGAUUCCCAACCUCAAAUGGUUCGGAGUUGAGGGCGAGUACAAUGUAAUGGUCAUUGACCUUCUUGGACCAAGUUUGGAAGACCUCUUCAACUAUUGCAAUAGGAAGUUCACUUUGAAAACAGUUUUAAUGCUUGCGGAUCAACUAAUUAAUAGAGUUGAGUAUAUGCACUCAAGAGGAUUUCUUCACCGAGACAUAAAGCCAGACAACUUUUUAAUGGGCCUAGGUCGCAAAGCAAAUCAGGUUUACGCCAUCGACUUUGGGCUUGCCAAAAAGUAUAGGGACCUACAGACUCACAAGCAUAUACCAUACAGAGAAAACAAGAAUCUGACCGGCACAGCUCGUUAUGCCAGUGUCAACACAAACCUAGGAGUUGAGCAAAGCAGAAGAGAUGAUUUGGAAUCUCUGGGCUACGUGCUUAUGUAUUUUCUUAGAGGAAGCCUUCCAUGGCAGGGACUGAAAGCUGGUAGCAAGAAGCAGAAAUACGAUAAAAUCAGUGAGAAGAAGAUGUUAACUCCAAUAGAGGUGUUAUGCAAAUCCUAUCCUUCAGAAUUUAUAUCAUACUUCCACUAUUGUCGAUCAUUACGGUUUGAAGAUAAACCUGACUAUUCAUAUUUGAAGAGGCUGUUCAGAGACUUGUUUAUUCGUGAAGGUUAUCAAUUUGACUAUGUUUUUGAUUGGACCAUUUUGAAGUAUCCUCAGAUUGGUUCCAGUUCUAGAGGACGAAUUCCUAGUGGAAGUGCUGGACUAAAUGCUGGGCCGUCUGCUGAAAGACCAGGAAGGGCAUCGGUUGGACAAGAUAUUCGAGAGAGAUUUUCUGGUGCUGUUGAAGCAUUUUCGAGAAGGAAUGGUUCCGGUACGGGAAGGCAUGGGGAACAUUCCAGACACAAGACUUCAGAGGAUAUGACUUCAUCUAGAGAUGUGCAAGCUGAUUCAGAAAGAGGCCAUACUUCGAGAAAUGGUAGCUCUUCAAAAAGGGCUGCCAUUUCUAGCAGCAGACCGAGCUCUUCUGGUGUUGACCCCACCAUUACUGAUAGUCGCUCGAGCAGAUUAGUAUCAAGCAACGGGCGCGUGUCUACCACACAAAGAAUUCAUUCAAGUAUGGAACCAAAACCAUCACCUUUCUCACGUAAGGGGACAUGUGAUGACCCUCUUCGGAGCUUUGAGUUCCUUUCGAUCAGAAAGUAAAAAAGCAUGCACUUGUAAAGAGAAUUUCCUGUUUGUUUUGGAACAUUGCAAAAUCCUAUUUAAGGAUGUCUUUUAAGUGUUGUAUAUUGAAAAAAGUUCUCUGUGACAACUGAAAGCUUGUCCAACUUUCCAUUGUUCCUUGUUUUGGUUUUGAUUUAGAGCUUGAGUUCUGACCAUUUGUAAAAGCCUUUUGACUCAUCCAAAGAAUUGAUGAGUAAAAUGCUAGAGUUUCAUACAUGUACACUCGGAUAGUAUGUAAUAAAUAUUGUUAUUGUAUCAAUGAAUGUAUCUUUUUCACUCAGUAGAAGAA
Molecule: messenger RNA, 2105 nt
Organism: Lycium ferocissimum
Lineage: Eukaryota; Viridiplantae; Streptophyta; Magnoliopsida; Solanales; Solanaceae
Product: casein kinase 1-like protein 10
Exons: 14
Coding region: 419-1795 (458 amino acids)
Biological process (GO): signal transduction; peptidyl-serine phosphorylation; endocytosis
Cellular component (GO): cytoplasm; nucleus
Molecular function (GO): protein serine/threonine kinase activity; ATP binding
Source: RefSeq, a predicted model, not a curated record